AUGAAGGCCUUCAGCCAGCUGGUAGAGUCAAUCUCCCAUUUCCAGUCCACAUUCACUACUAUCUAUGACGAUUCCUCUAUUGAGUCUUUCGGAACUCCAUUGGAGAACCACCAAAACACCGUACUUGCCUCAGCAGACUUUUAUUUCCAGGAGACGCGCGAUUCUACCAAGCUGAGUGUCGGUGAAUCCAUUCCCCGUCCCCCACAAGCCGCGUUUCUGUGUGAAUCGCAUAGACAUACCAUCCAUCAGACUGUUACACCUCGAACCAUUAACAGUCAGCCCAUACCAAUUGGCCCCGUCUAUAAGCCGAACCGCGAGUCCUUAGGCACAUGCUCGAAUCCUCGCACACCGCCGACGACCCCACAAAAGAGCGUCACAUUAUGGCGUUUGAUUAUCUGCAGCAAGCGUUUGACUGGGCAAUCCUAUGUUCAGAUCCCACAGUCCAACUGCAUUGAAACACAGCCAGCUUCAUCUCAGGAACUGCACCGCGCACCUUCCACUUCCGGUGCUUUCCUUUAUCCUAUGUCAGAAGAACCCUUUUUACCGACUCAUCAGCUCGACAACAAAAAGUGGGUUGAAACAUCCUCCGAAAACGGUAUCGAAGGCGAAUCGAGUAUAGGACCACCGACUGUAUCAGGUUGGACCACAUCUGCUCCAGAUAGCCAACUUCUCAGUUACGGAUGUAACAACACUCCCCUGUGUGAGGGCCAAGAAGUAUACUGUGGAAACAAACUACCUGGUAAAUGGUCCACGUUGGACUGGUCAUGGAUUGGCCGACUUCCGGAGAGUGACUCUGCAACCGUCACCGAGGUGCUCUUGUGUCUUCGAACGAGCGACACCACUUCCAUGGACCCGUUUUACAAAUUUAUAUUUCAAAAGCUGGACAUUCAAACGUGUAUAGACCUCUUAAAAGAAUGGAUGACGCUCAACAACUGCGGUGUGGUCCUAACCUACGUGAAGCCAGUUUGGUGGCCAUCAGAAUUGGAAUACAUGAAUCCAGAAGAAUCUGAGGAUGAUGACCUGAGAAACGCUGUGUUUGUCAUGCUACGAAGUGCCGACACCAAACAGUUUAGUGUCGCCUUGGCACCUUUGAAGAGCAAGAUUCACAGCGCCAGUGGCAAGCUUGGUGGGAUUCUGUCAGAAGAAUGA
Penicillium arizonense is the source of this 1149-nucleotide messenger RNA. RefSeq lists its product as uncharacterized. The coding region runs from base 1 to 1149 and encodes 382 amino acids. The record is from RefSeq and is a predicted model, not a curated record. Lineage: Eukaryota; Fungi; Ascomycota; Eurotiomycetes; Eurotiales; Aspergillaceae. The transcript is spliced from 4 exons.